CGGAGAUUAUUUUGUUUUAAGAGGGACCAUUCUUUAUUUUUAUUUUUGUUUUUUGGAGGCGUGUACGGCUGCAGGUAAUGGCAGAAGAGGAUUUACAAACCUUUACCUCUGUGAUGGACGCGCUGGUUCGGAUCAGUUCCAACAUGAAGAGCAUGGAAAAGGAGCUGCUGUGUCCGGUGUGUGACGAGAUCGUGAAGCAGCCCGUCCUCCUCCCAUGCCAGCACAGCGUGUGUUUGCUGUGUGCGGCCGAGGUGUUGGUACAAAGAGGCUACCCUCCUCCAGACCUCCCGCCGGAGCCCAGAUCCCCAGCCUCCACGCCGAGCAAUCGGUCCCCACGGCAAACGCACAGACCCACACCCAGGACUCCUGACCGCCUGGAGCGAGUCCUCAGAACAGUGUGCAGCACAUACCCAGGGCGGCGGCGGAAGGACACAACUCUCCCCCCCAUGAUCUUCCCCUGUCCUUCCUGUCAGCAGGAAGUGGAGCUUGGGCAGAGAGGCCUGUCAGACUGCUUCCGUAACCUCACUCUGGAGCGCAUCGUGGAAAGGUACAGGCACACUAUAAGUCUGGGCAGUAUGGCCAUCAUGUGUGCCUUCUGUAAACCUCCUCAGUCUCUGGAGGCCACUAAGGGCUGUGCUGACUGCAAAUCUAACUUUUGCAACGAGUGUUUCAAACUCUACCACCCGUGGGGAACCCCCCGCGCUCAGCACGAACACAUUCUACCCACCAACAACUUCAGACCAAAGGUCCUCACAUGCACAGAGCACGAGCAGGAGAGGCUGCAGUGGUACUGCCGCAGCUGCCAGCGACUGCUGUGUCCAGUUUGUAAGCUUCGCCGCGUCCACCAUGGACACAAAGUUUUGCCAAUAGCACAGGCCUACCAGGCCCUGAAGGACAAGAUGGCCAAAGAAGUCAACUUCAUUCUGACCAAUCAGGAGACCAUACAGAGUCAGAUCACUCAACUGGAAGCUGCAAUCAAACAGAUGGAGGCGAACAGCGCUGUGGCUCUGCAGCAGCUGACUCACUGCAUCAGAGAGCUGGGAGCAACUGUAGCCGAGCGCCAGGGGACUCUAACUCUGGCUCUGGAAGCAUCCAGAAGCAGGAGAGAGGAAGCCCUGUUCGGCCAGGCUUUUGAGAAGCAGGGUCUGCUGGAGGAGGCCGGCCUGAUGGCGUAUACUCAGGAACUGCUUAAAGAAACCGACCCCCCGUCCUUCGUACAGGCGGCACGCGUGACACACAACAGACUGGUUAAGGCCAUUGAAAAUCUGCAAUGCUUCUCCCUCGCAGCUGACACCUCCUUCAGACACUUUCACUUAGAUGCAUCCAAAGAGGUCAAGCUCAUCGACAGCUUGCAGUUCAUACAAGCGCCGCUCGCUCCCGUCAUCGACACUCAGAAGACACUGGCUUACGACCAGCUGUUUCUGUGCUGGCGCCUUCCUCAGGACUCGGCUUCUGCCUGGCACUUCUCUGUGGAGUUCCAGCGCCGGGCCGGGGGAGCCGGAGCCGUGUGGGGCGGCACGGGCUCCCCUAGCUCCUCCACGCCGUGGCAGCGGCUGAAUGAGGUGAAAGGGACCAGCGCGGUGAUCGAUCGACUGCAGAUGGACAGCGUGUACGUGCUCAGAGUCAGAGGCUGCAACAAGGCUGGCUUCGGAGAAUACAGCGAGGAGGUCUACCUGCACACGCCACCUGCCCCAGUCCUGAGUUUCUCCUUGGACUCUCACUGGGGUUUGCAUGCCGACCGUUUGGCGUUGGGCAAAGGCCAGACGUAUGCCCGCAGUGUGCCAGGUCUGUCCCUGCUGCAGGCCGCUGACCGUGCCCUCACCUCCUGUCACCUGACCUCUGACCUCCUGGUGGCAGACUUGGCUGUCACUCAGGGGAGACACUACUGGGCAUGCUCCGUGGAGCCGGGCUCCUACUUAGUGAAGGUGGGUGUCGGACAGGAAGCAAAACUACAAGAAUGGUUCCAUCUCCCUCAGGACAUGACGAGCCCGCGAUGUGAUGCAGACAGCGGCCAUGACAGUGGGGCAGAGGACGGCCAGGACUCCCCUCCCUUCUGCUUCCUGACCGUGGGCAUGGGCAAAAUCCUGCUCCCUCAAGGACACGCCCACACUCAGAGCCAGUGUGACAGCCAGAGCCACGGAGGCCUGUACUCCCACAGUAGCAGCCACAGCAACUUGCCCCAUUCCCACACCGCCCCUCUCCCACCUCGGCUGGGGGUGUGCCUGGACUGCGACAAAGGACGGGUGACUUUCUACGACGCGCACUCGUUGCGUGUCCUGUGGGAGGGACACUUGGAUUGCUCCGUUCCGGUGUGUCCGGCGUUUUGCUUCAUCGGCGGCGGAGCGCUGCAGCUCCAAGACCUGGUGGCCAAUCGGAGCGUCGAGGAGCCCCCUCCCCGGAGGGUAACGAUCCAAACACGAGCAACAAACCGGAGUAAAUAAACCGACCGUCGCUCAGGUCGUUUCUAGAGGACGAGGUCAAAUCUGAUCCAAUAGAGAUUUGACUGACUUGCUGCUAAAAAUUACACUUUAAAAUUACUUUAAAAUAUUAUCCGCUGUUGUCGUCAUCUUAGCAGAGCUUGUUUAGUGGCUGGAAUGAUUUUAGACUAUGCACAUCUCACAGAGGGAGUCCACACUUUUCUAUGGCAGGUUAUCAAUCCUAAAAAUAGAAGCAACAAAAAUCUGCUCUCCCUUUUCUAAGGUCUUCUGUGUUUUCCCCCGAGAAUGUCAGAAAAACAAGCUGCAUGCAGAUGUAACGAGGAGGCGGGGCUUACGUAUAUGCACACUACCGACUGUCGGCUCGAUUUUCUACCCGUAACAUUCAUGUAGCUGAAGAAAUGUGAACUGGAGUUUGAGGAUUUUUUUAGGUUGUUGCUUCUACAGCUGUAGAAGCAUCUUGCCUUUGCACUUCUAGAUUAUAACACAAUUCCUCACAAGAGAGGUUCAGAAUGAAUGAUAUUCUAUUAACAUGAAUGUGUUUUAUAUUUAACAGAAAUCCUGACUUAUGAGCGCAAAAAAGACAUGUUUGUGUGAAGAAUAACAAGUACACUUAUUGAUGAAAUAAGUCAACUUUACACAAUAAAACAUGAAUAUUAGCCACAAGCAGAGUGAUCAGUUAUAAGUGAAAAACAACGUAAUGAAGCAUUUGAAUGAACAAACCUCUAUGGUAAUGUUUUCAGCUUUGUAUUUUGGGAGGAACCCAUUUGUCUUGUUGAAAGGUGUUUGAAUUUUUCUACUUUCAUGAUUUCUUUCAGUGGUAAUCAUGAAAGUUCACUAAAAGUGGGGGAUUUGGGGCUUCAGACAACAUCCCAGUUCAUCCCAACGAGGACUUUCAAAUUAAUAAAAGUGGUGAAAACCACAGUAUGUGUGUUUAUGAAUAAAGUGUAGCUACUGGUUGACAGAAUCCCUGUUUUGAAUGUUUAUGAUUCUCAUUUGGAAGAUUCAAAUCUUGUGUUUUUAACAAAUAUCCAGUUAUUUCAUCAUUUUGUGUCAUAUUUUCCAGGUGAUCCCAAAACAGUUGAUCUUUUUAAAUCUUUUAGUAACUAUUUUUUCUGUUUGCUAUUAAUGUUAUGGACAAAUCAUAUUGAGUUUGAUCAUUUUGUGGGGUUUUUAAUUGCAGUUUUUCAGUACUUUUUGAUUACUCCUAUGAGCCAUUUUAAACUUUUGUGGUAUUUUUUUUAAUUAAUUUAUUUAUUGUGUAUCUAUUUUUACAUAUUUUACAUUUCACUUUAAUUGAAUACAAAUUCCCCCUUUUGGUUCUUAGAUCUGCUCAGCAGUUCGUCCGUGUGUUCUUGUUCCCGCUGAAUGAAUUUCUUCUACUUGUGCCAACUCUUCUAGCAGCAGCAUUUCAAAAUGUAGGAAUCUGCUUGCAAAGUGUUUCCAUCAUGUCAUGAGAAAAAAAAUCAAUAAAAGGCUGACAACUGC
Molecule: messenger RNA, 3923 nt
Organism: Oryzias melastigma (Indian medaka)
Lineage: Eukaryota; Metazoa; Chordata; Actinopteri; Beloniformes; Adrianichthyidae
Gene: trim46a
Product: tripartite motif containing 46a
Exons: 12
Coding region: 78-2441 (787 amino acids)
Molecular function (GO): protein binding; zinc ion binding
Source: RefSeq, a predicted model, not a curated record